Medicago truncatula (barrel medic) is the source of this 1758-nucleotide messenger RNA. Its product is annotated as beta-glucuronosyltransferase GlcAT14A. NCBI's taxonomy places the organism in Eukaryota, Viridiplantae, Streptophyta, Magnoliopsida, Fabales, Fabaceae. The transcript has 4 exons. The record is from RefSeq and is a predicted model, not a curated record. Gene Ontology annotation, molecular function: glucuronosyltransferase activity. Gene Ontology annotation, cellular component: membrane. The coding region runs from base 150 to 1469 and encodes 439 amino acids.
CAGAAAGAAAGUAGAGAAAGUGAGAGAGGGAAUCAAAGGAAGGAAAAGACAAAAGAAACACAUAGCAAAACCAAACACACAACACAAACACAACAUGAGAAAACAAUCAUCAUAGAGGAAAACAAAAACAAAAGAAAAGCAUCAUCACAAUGCAAAAUCCAGGAACAACAACAACAUCACCAACAACACCAAAACCACAAUGUUCUUCAUCUUCACUUUCAUUUCUUACAACAACCUUAAUCAAAGACCCUAAACCAAAACCAAUCCUCUACACAUUCCUAGCACUCUCUCUCUUCUCAAUCCUCCUCAUCCUCUCGCUCACUUCUUCUUCACGUUCAUCAACCCACACUCGACCCGACCCAUUUCUCUACCCGACCCAUCAAACCCACCGCAUCAUCUACGACCAAGACAAAACCACCCCACCACCACCUUCCAUAGCAUAUCUCAUUUCCGGGUCAAAGGGUGAUUCGGGUCGGAUCCUUAGGCUACUGUAUGCAACGUAUCAUCCUCUUAAUCAAUACCUUCUUCAUCUUGACCCUUCUGCUCCUCAAUCAGAUCGUGAAAAGUUGGCUCUUGUUGUUCAGUCUAAUACUGUUUUUGAAGCUGCUAAGAAUGUUCAUGUUAUGGGAAAACCUGAUUUUGUUUAUGUUAAAGGCUCUUCUCCUGUUUCAUUUACUCUUCAUGCUGCUGCUAUUUUGAUUCGUUUGUCUUUGAGAUGGGAUUGGUUUGUUAGUCUUAGUGCUGAUUCUUACCCUCUUGUUACUCAAGAUGAUCUUCUCCACAUCAUGUCGUUUCUGCCUAAAGAUAUGAACUUUGUAAAUCAUUCAAGCUAUAUUGGGUGGAAAGAGUCAAAGAAGUUGAAACCCAUCAUUGUUGAUCCUGGUUUGUAUCUUUCUGAAGGGACUGAAAUGUUUUAUGCUACUCAGAAAAGAGAACUCCCUAGUGCUUACCGCAUGUUUACAGGUUCAUCUUUUUCUAUUUUAAGUCGUAAUUUUAUGGAGUUUUGCAUUUUAGGAGUAGACAACCUCCCUCGGAUUCUACUGAUGUAUUUCUCAAACACACCAUCAUCCCUGUCCAAUUAUUUCCCUACAGUUCUCUGCAACUCUCGCCAAUUUAACAAGACAGUCAUAAAUCAGGACUUGUUAUAUGCUGUUUAUGACAGCCAUAGAAACAAUCUUCGACCACUCAAUUCAACAGAUUUUGAUAACAUGAUUCAUAGUGGAGCCGUCUUUGCAAAAAAAUUCCAGCCAGAUGAUCCUGUUCUCGAUCUCAUCGACCAAAAAAUUUUGAACCGAAGUCCUGGAUCGGUUGUUCCUGGUGGAUGGUGUUUAGGUGAGCCUGGGAACAGCACAUGCUUAACAUGGGGUGAUGCCAGUAUCUUGAGACCCGGUAAAGGCUCUAAACGGCUUGAGAAAGCAAUUGUUGAAUUGCUGUCAAAUGGCACUUUCCGAUCUCGACAGUGUAUAUAGUAAUGAUCUUUCUCCAGCCUCAUGUCAUAUAAUGUAACAAAAUAGAAAAAGAAACCCAAAAGGAUCGAUAAGAACGAUAAGAAUCAACUCUUUGGUCCUUAGUUUAUCUAGCGGGGUAGCAGGUUAAGUAUGAGUAUUAAUUAUUUGUAUUAGCCUAAUUAAAUUUUUUGUAAUUCUGAUGUUUUUAUUUUAGAAUUUAAUGUGGCUAUGUGGUUGUCCAUAUAGCAUGAUAUGUUUGUUACAUCCUUAAAUGUUGUCACACAAACUCUGGAUGUGAAUUCUUUCUUAA